AUGAGAAAGAUUGUUACUUCUCUCACUUGUUUACUACUUCUCUUCCUACUUGCAUUAUCCAUCAAUGCUGCCACCACCGAUCCAAUUGUUGACACUAAACAAGGUAAAGUUCGUGGUUACUUUCCAAAUCCAACAACCAGAGCAUUUACUGGUAUAAGAUUUGCAAGCUCAACUGCUGGAUCCAAUCGUUUUAAACCUCCAAUCAAUGUUGCUGAUGUCAUUUCUCCAACAAUCUUUAAUGCUACCAAUUAUGGAAAUGUUUGUGUCCAAUCAGAUUCAAGUGGAAACAAUUAUGAUCAAGCACAAAGUGAAGAUUGUUUGUUUUUGAAUGUUUGGACACCUGCUGAUGCUAAUGUUACAAAUAAGUAUCCUGUUUUCUUUUGGAUUCAUGGAGGAGCUUUCAAAUAUGGAACUGGUAAUAUGUAUCAAGGAGAUUAUUGGACACAAGUUAGUCAACAAGUUGGUUCACCAAUUGUUGUGGUUACUUUCAAUUAUAGAUUGGGAAUUUUAGGAUUUCUUUCUGAUUCACUUUUUAAGACUGAAAAUGGUUUGACAACUGGCAAUUUGGGACUUUUGGAUCAAUUAUCUGCAUUGACUUGGGUUAGAAAGAAUAUUGAUAACUUUGGUGGUGAUUCUAGUAAGAUUACAAUUGGUGGAGAAAGUGCUGGAGGUGUCAGUACUCUCAUUCUCUUGACAAGUCCAUUAUUAGGUAAAGUCAAAGGUGCUAUUGCCCAAAGUGGAUCAUUCCUUCCAUGGUUAAUCCAACAAAGUGUUGAUGAUGCCAAUGUUAUUUCAGGAAAAUUCAAGACUGCUGUCGGCUGUUCAUCAUUGAAUUGUCUCAGAAAUUUGCCAACAAGCACUAUUCUCUCCUAUCAAGAUGGUUCCACAGAUUUGUUCGUUCCAGUUAUUGAUAAUUAUGUUACCAAUGAUACAAUUUAUAACAACUUUUUGAUUGGUAAUUACAAGCAAGUUCCAACAAUUAUUGGAACUACUUACAAUGAAACAACUCAAUGGACUUGUGGAUAUCCAAGUGAUUUAUCAUCUACUGCUCAACGUGGAGUUCUCAAUUCUGUAUUUGGAAAGGAUAAGGUUAAUACCUUCUGGAGUUCUUUGCCAACUUAUUAUCCAAAUGUUGGUUAUGAUAACAAUUUACAAUAUUUCAAUGUUUAUUUUAGUGAUGCUGAAAUGCAUUGUAAUGCAAGACAUGCUGCUUCUCUCUUUACCAAGUUUGUUACCAAAGUUUACUUGUACACUUUCAACUACUUUAUUGAUUAUCCAUUAUUUGACGAAACUUGUUAUGGUGCAUCACAUGCAACAGAGCUACCAUUCUUCUUCCCAUCUGUCAUGAAAGUGAGAUUAACUUCAAAGUUUUACACCUUCACUGAUGAAGAAACCAACUUCUCCAAGCAAUUGAUCAGAUAUUGGUCCAAUUUUAUUGUCAGUUCAAAUGUUAACAACAAUGCAGCAUCUUCCAACUUGGCUGCUGAUAUGGUUACUUGGCCAGCUUAUACAGUUUGUAAUAAUAAGAGAAAUAUGUUGAAGAAGGGUGCCUUGUCUAUUACAAAUAAUUUGUAUAGCACUGUUUGUCCAUUCUGGAAUGGCAUUACUGAUUUCCCUGUUCAAACAUGUUAA
Messenger RNA from Naegleria gruberi, 1632 nucleotides. RefSeq lists its product as uncharacterized. NCBI's taxonomy places the organism in Eukaryota, Heterolobosea, Eutetramitea, Acrasida, Naegleriidae. The record is from RefSeq and is a predicted model, not a curated record. The transcript is spliced from 2 exons. Bases 1 to 1632 code for a protein of 543 amino acids.